This is a messenger RNA of Striga asiatica, 306 nucleotides long. The record is from the annotation of a GenBank genome assembly. Lineage: Eukaryota; Viridiplantae; Streptophyta; Magnoliopsida; Lamiales; Orobanchaceae.
AUGAUAGGAGAGGACUGGAAUGCUAUUGUGGACAACAGUGAAAAAAGAGAGCAAUUGGUGGAAUUGGAGGAUGAAGAGCAAUUGGUGAAAUUAAGGCAGAGAGCUUCAUUGCCGGAAAAGCUGGUCAUGCCGAGUUUUGUGAGUAGGGAUUUUGAUACUGACCCGUUUAAUUCGUUGUUCGAGAGGUUCAGAUGGCGGAGAUUUGGGAGUGAAUCUAGGGAUUUGGCCUGUGAUUUGGUUGUCAGAGCUCGUCGGAGCUCGCGAAGGUUGUUUCAGCCGCGAGUUAAGGGCUACCCUCACGUUUGA